UCUACAUCUGAAUAUCAAGAAUUUUUUAAAUCAAUGGAUGAUAAAUAUUUUCAAUUGUCUAUUGAUCAAUUUAAUAAUUGGAAUCAAUGUAAUGUGACUAAUAUGUCUCAUGCAUUACAUCAGGAUACUAUAUGUUUAAAAAAAUUAUAUAAAAAUAAUAUAGUUUCAAAUAAACAGAAUAAAAAUAAGAUCUCAAAUUUAGAAAUAUAUAAUAAUAGAUAUAUAGAAACAGGAACAAAUUGCAAAAUUUUACAUAAUGUAGAAAAUGAUACAAAAAACAUAAAAAAAUAUAGUAAAUUAAAUAAGAAUAGAUUUUGUAAUAUGGAAAUACAAAACCAUUUUAAACAAGAAUUAAAAGAUGAACAAGCAAUUCAGGAAGAUAUAUAUAAAAUGGAUAUUGUAUAUAGUGAAGAAAAAAUUAAAGAUACAAUAAUAAAUAUACAGACAUUAAAAGAAGAUAAUUUUUUAAUGGAUAACUUUAGAGCACACAAAAAGCUUAAAACAAGCUUGCAGAAUUUUUUAAAACGUGUAGAACAGGAAACUUCGAUCGUGGCAGUGGCAAAUUCUUUGGCAAUAUCAUCUGUAGAAAAUUUUACCAAAUACGAUCCAUAUUAUUCCAACCAUUCAUAUCAACAAGAAUUAUUGCAACAUGAACCAUUAAUUUUAAAUCCACAAUUUGCAGUACAUACUAUGGCACAAUCUGAAUUAUCAAAUAUAUAUAAUACUUCAUGUGCAUGGAUGAGAUUUAACAAUUGGAAGCAUCUUACUAUGAAACAGUUAAGACAUCCACAACAAUUUCCAUUUCAAAUUUCAAGAAAUAAAAAAUGCUAUAUUUUAUCAUUUUUUCAUUCCUAUGCUAAAAGGAAUUCUAUACUACAUUAUGUAAAAACAAUGGAUAUUCAAUGUUUUGCACAAGAUAAAAACAAACAAAUGAAACAAAGUAUACAACGUAAAAAGUUAGAAGACAUAGUUGGAAAAUUAAAAGAGAUAGAAAGCAAUAACAUGAAUAAUUAAAAAAAUUAUUACUGGUCCCUAUGAAGUUUUCAAUUUUUCAAAAAAUACGUUAAUCUCUAUAAAUAAAGUAUACUUUAUUGCACUGUGCAUAUUUAUCUAAAUAAAUAAUUAUAAAUAAUAAUUAUAAAAAAAUAGAUCAUAACAGUAUAUGCAAAAAGAUUUCAAAAUUAUAUCUACAGAAAAUUUCUUAAAUAAUAUAAAUAUUAUAAUAAAAUAUUGAUAGAAUCAAAAUUGAAUCAAAAUACAUGUAAAAUAAAGUUUCUCAUUCUUUCAUUUAUCUCGCACCAGUCUCAAUAAUUAAUAAAAUAUUGAUAUUUUUAUAUGUGUACAUGUAUUUAUACAUAUUCAAAUAAUUAUACAUGUAUACAUAUUCUAUGAUUUUUUUGGCACUGGCAAAAGAUAAUAAUUUAGAGUUUUGGAUUAAUCGCGAAUAUUUUUAAUAAUGUCAUUUGUUAUGUAAUAAUUUCCUUUGUUUAAUUAAAGAAUUUUAUAUCUUGUUAACAUCAAUCAAUUCUUAAUAAUAUAGUAACUAAUAAAUAUUAACAUAUUUCAUUUUAAUUAACAUAGAAUAAUGUUUUUGCUAAUUAACAUUUUAUAGUAUGUUUUAUAAUUAACAUAUAAUAUAUGCAUUUAUGAAUUUUGCAUAAUCUGUACUGUACAACGAUUAUUAUUUCUAAAUGUACAAAAUAAUUUUUAAAGGAAUAAAUCAUAAUAAUAACUUUAAUAUUUUAUAUAGAUCAUUAAAUGUUAUUGUCCAGAAUAAUCACUAUAAAAUAUGAGAAAUUACCAAAGGGGUAAUAUAACUCUUGGUAAUUUCAUCAGCCAUAUAUAUUAACUCACAGUAAUCUUUUUUCAUUUCAAAAAAUAUUCAAUGUUUAUAAUGAGUUUAUAAUAAAAAUAUUAUUAUAUACUCAUAUUUAUGAUUAGCAGUAUUGACAGCAUCAUUUUAAAAUAUAGAAAUGAAUUCAUAUAAAUAAUAUUUUUAAUACAUAGUAUUAAUUGCAAAACAUCCAAAUUUACAAUAAUUGAUUUUUUGGUUCUAAUAAUUCUCACAUUUUAUUUUUGAUAUUAUCAAACAAAUUAAAAAUUAAGCCAAAAAAUUCUUGUGUCAUGUAGUUCAUGUAUUUCUUUUAGAUUGUCUUUAUUUGUUAUAUUCAUUAAGAAUAAGAUAAAUGUGCAUAAGCAAAUUUUAUUAUUAAAUUAUUUUGUUCCAAAUAUUCUUUAUUUUAUUUAAAUGUAAUGCAAUUGAAUAAAUUUAUUAUAAAUAA
This is a messenger RNA of Apis cerana (Asiatic honeybee), 2282 nucleotides long. RefSeq lists its product as uncharacterized. NCBI's taxonomy places the organism in Eukaryota, Metazoa, Arthropoda, Insecta, Hymenoptera, Apidae. The record is from RefSeq and is a predicted model, not a curated record.